Molecule: messenger RNA, 4039 nt
Organism: Podarcis muralis (Common wall lizard)
Lineage: Eukaryota; Metazoa; Chordata; Lepidosauria; Squamata; Lacertidae
Gene: SLC26A8
Product: solute carrier family 26 member 8
Biological process (GO): transmembrane transport
Cellular component (GO): membrane
Source: RefSeq, a predicted model, not a curated record
CCGGUUUUGUGGAGUUCAUAAACCAAAUAGUUUGUAAACAGGGCUGUUCUUAAACCGAGGUACCACUGUAAAGCUCUACAGCGCUAAAGUCAGGUGGGCCAAAAAUACUGAGGGUAAGGAAGGAAUUUGCCCUAAAUCACACACCCACACCCAUUUAUCCAGGGGACUGUUUGUUUACUCAGCUAAAUCUCAAAGUCAUAUUAUCUCAGUUUUACUUUAGGGCAAUAGCAGUGAACUUUGGUGCUACACAGGCUGAAAGUCACCCUACAACUGGAGCACAGAGCUUUAGCACUAUCAGGAAAUUGCUAUGCAGUAAGGCUACAACUUUUGCAAAGGUUAUGUUCAGGGCAUUGUGCUCAAAGUCAAAACCCAAAAGUAAAAACAACAACAAGCAAAGUCAAAAUUGUGUCAAAACCCAUUGGCUUCUAUAAAGCACAUAAGUUAAAUGUGUACAAGUUACAGGCUUACUAUAUUGCUCUGAGGUUGUACCUAAUUAAGCAGUAUGUUCCCAGUUCACUUCUAUAAUGCUCAACAUCAGGGUGACAUUAAGAAUAAAAAGGAAAAAAAAACAAAGAACACAUCCAUGCCAGCACACACACGGAUGCAAAAUUGUAGGAUAUAAUCUUCAAACAGAAAUGCUAAACUAAUGCAGAAAAUUAGGCAUCACUGACAACUGUUAGCACCAUCAAGUGGAACUAUGGAAGCCUGGGAAAUGUUUACAUCAUGCAACAGAACGCUCAGUCCCAGUGCCAGACUUUCACUGGUGCUAUUUAAAAGAACACAGAGGUUCUAAACUGUUCUAACUGUUAGAGAGAAACGAGUGACGUAGCUACAAAAAGGAAAGUAGCAGAUCCAGGAGCUGAAUCAUCCAGAAUGAGCAUUUGUACCCCACUCUUCAGCCAAGAAGGCUCCCAGAGGGGCCUUUACGCAGUCAUUUAAAGCAAGAGAGUCCCUACCCACCAGCUUGCCUGGAAGACACAGCACAAAAGGAAAGAGGAAGGGGGAGGCAAGAAAAGCAAAUUCAGGACUGCCACAAAGAACAGCACUUCUGUUUUCUGUCACUGGAUGGAAGUACUGAAUAGUUCUUAGAAGCCAGCCAAUCCAUCUUCCAGGAACAAAUAUCACUAAAACCACUGUGACUAAAUGGGCUCAAAUGAGAGACAGCCACUGAGGGUGACAUACCACAUCAACCGAAAAGUGUACAAUGAAGAAGAAUUCCAACAAGAUCAUGACCGAAAGAUUUAUGCCACCUCCACCAGGGAAUUAGAGACCCCUCCAACAAGGCGGAAAAUCCAGUGCAGAUUCUCGUGGGUACUCUUCCGGAAGUUCAUUCUCAACGUGUUUCCCUUUCUAAACUGGCUUUGUUCAUAUCGUGUCACUGAAUGGAUUUUAGGAGACAUACACGCUGGCAUAAAUGUAGGGAUGGUGCAGAUUUUUCAAGGGCUAUCAGGAAUAGUGAUAACCGGACUACCGCUACCAGUUAUCAAUAGUUUUUAUUCUGCAUUUUGCUGCUCUCUAGCAUAUGUCAUAUUUGGAACUUCACGUCAUAUGUCCAUUGGUUCUUUCAGCAUUUUGAAUGCAAUGGUGGCAAAUUUUCAGAACACCCUUAAUCUUAACUUAAGAAUGCCAUUUAACGGAACUGUGGCCAACUUCUCAGAUGCAGCGUUUAUGGUCAGUUAUAUGGAAGUAUUAACAUACACUGCAUCUACGACAUUUUUGGUUGGGAUUAUACAGCUGUUAUUGUGCUGCAUUGGCUUGGGUUUUGUCACAACAUAUCUUUCAGAAAGUCUCAUCAAUGCUUACCUCACUGCAGCAGCGCUACAUGUUAUUAUCUCCCAGUUCUCCUUCAUUUUUGGGAUUGUAAUUGACUUCCAUUCAGGACCCUUGGCAUUUUUUUACAACUUGGUAUAUUAUUGCAUGGGCCUCCCAAAAGCUAAUUCCACCAGUAUACUGCUCUUCUUGCUAUCUGUACUAAUGUUGAGAGUCAGCAAAUGCAUUAAGAUAACUUACAAACAUAGUCCCGUUGAGUUUCCUAUGGAGCUUCUUUUGAUUAUUGUGUUUACCAUACUUUCCACCCACACCCAUAUGUACGCUGAAUCAAGUAUGGGAGUUUUUUCAAUGGCCCCCCAGAGAUUUCUGCAUCCUACAUUACCUGACUUUUCAAACCUGAAAAAGAUUUUAUUGCACGCUUCAUCCCUGGCCAUAGUGAGCUAUUUUCUUCUCAUUUUUGUGGCAAAGAAGUAUGGAAAUAUCCACAACUAUCACAUCAGACACACUCAGGACUUGAUGGCAAUUGGGCUAUGCAAUGUCACCAGUUCAUUUUUUAAAAGUUUUGCUGUCAGUUGUGCUCUUUCUACAACUGUUAUUCAGGAGAAGACAGGUGGAAAAACUCAGCUUGCAGCUCUCAUUGGAGUUUCCUUAAUGUUGGCAGUUGUGUUAAAGCUGGGAACCUACUUCCAGUACCUUCCUAAUGCUGUUGUGGCUGCUAUUGUACUGGUCAACAUGUUCCCAUUUCUUGAAAAAUUUAUGGAUGUCCCUUUCUUGUGGAGGCAAGAUAAAUAUGAUUUUGGAAUUUGGAUCGUGACCUUUCUGUCUGUAAUCUGUCUUGGUCUGGAUAUUGGCUUGGGAAUUUCUAUGGGAUUUGCCUUCUUCAUAAUAAGUGUGCGGUCACACAGAAUGAAGAUGUUGACACUGGGUCAGAUUCCAAACACCAAUAUUUAUCGCAGUUUUUCUGACUAUGCUGAGGCUAUAGAGAUUCAGGGGGUGAAAAUGUUCCAGUGCUGUGCCUCCAUUUCAACUGCAAAUAUGAAACAUUUCAAAUCCUACAUUUUACAUAAGAUGGACCUGAAGGCUGUGCCACUUGAUGAAAAUGAAAUGAGAGCUUUGAUCUCAGUCAGUAUGUCUAGCGUUAGGCAGAAAAAGGAUUUAAAUUGUACCUGUGUUUGUGAGCCACCUGAACCAUUAGCCAGGGUACCUUACACAGAGAAACUUCUAAGGCGGGUUCGUACAGCUAAUGAGAUAUCAUCUGCUUCUUCUUUGGCAUUAAUACGCUGGUCAAGAAUUGAGAGCAGAUACCCUUCUGAGAUUCAUUACAUAGAAAGGGAAACAGGACAGGAGUAUGUAAAGAGGAAAGAAGAUCUCAACAGGUUAUGGUUUUGCUCAGACCCCCCUGUCACGAGAUCCACAACUCAUUUGCACCCACUUGAAUCAGAGACAUCCACUUACAUGAUCCACACCAUUAUUUUAGACUUCAGUAUGGUGCACUUUGUUGAUCUACAAGCUUCCUAUUUGUUACGAGAGCUGUGUCACACAUUUCAGAAUAUUGGCAUCACGCUCCUGAUAGCUGCCUGUCAUCCCACUGUAAUAAGGACCUUUGAAAAGCAUGACUUUUUUGACCAGUGUGUUACUAAAGCACGGUUCUUUCCAACCUUACAUGACGCAGUACUCUAUGCAGUGGAGCCAGAACUCUUGGAAGAGACGGUGCCAGUAGAACCUAGUAUUAUCCUGCCUGAGGAAGUGUUGGCUGAAGUAACUCUAAAUGAGGAAAAGGAUAGGAGUCAACACUCAGGGAGGAGUCCUCAUUCAGAUAGGAGGAGCAUGCAGUCCAAUGGGAACAGAGAAACUACCUCAAUCAAAAGUGCACAGAGCGAAACUUACAUUGAUGAGCCCAUAUCAGAUCUUUUCCGCACUUAUUCUCUCCAGAGUGAUAUAGAGGCACUCCCUCAGCGUGAAACAUCUCCCAUUGAGGAAGAUGAAGAUGAUCAAGAUUGGGAUGGAAAAUGGAAAUAUAACAGUGAUGUCUAAAUUAUGAGAUCUAUUAGAAUUAGCUACAUUAAAAAAUGGUGCAUAUGUGACAUGAUUCAGGUCUGUACUGCUCCUUUUUGAAAUUCUGCAUUUAAAUUAAUGUUAAAAUAGCUAACCAUUUUUCCCCUGACAUUGCUGAAGGAAAUGCUGUUGUAUAUACAGAGCAGAUCAGAAACACAUUGAGAAAGAGUGAGAGAAAUGAAAUGAACUAUGACACUUAGAACCAUUAAUUAAA